CUCGGUGGUUUCGGUGCGGUUUUUUUUUUUGGGGGGGGGGGUUCUUUUGUUUUUGACUUUUUUUUUUUUUCUGUGUGUGUGUGUGGAAAUGGCGAACUCGGCAAAUACAAACCCCGUGCCCAAGUUAUACCGUUCUGUGAUUGAAGACGUCAUCAAUGAUGUUCGAGAAGUGUUUCUGGAUGAUGGAGUAGAUGAACAGGUCCUCCUGGAACUGAAAACAUUAUGGGAAAACAAACUGAUGCAGUCCAAAGCAGUGGAUGGGUUUCAUUCAGAAGAACAGCAGCUUUUAUUGCAAGUGCAGCAGCAGCAGCAGCAACAGCAGCAGCAACAGCAUCACCAUCACCAUCACCACCAGCAAGCACAGCAGCAGCAGACUGUGCAGCCGCAAUCUCAGACGCAACAGGUCCUCAUCCCUGCGUCUCAGCAAGCAGCACCACAGCAAGUUAUUGUACCAGAUUCUAAGCUGAUACAGCAUAUGAAUGCUUCAGGCAUGAGUGCUGCAGCCACUGCAGCUACUUUGGCGCUGCCAGCCGGUGUCACACCCGUUCAGCAGAUACUGACUAAUUCAGGCCAGAUCCUACAAGUAGUUCGAACUGCCAACGGGGCUCAAUACAUCAUUCAGCCGCAGCAGUCAGUGGUUCUGCAGCAGCAGGUCAUUCCGCAGAUGCAGCCUGGUGGCGUGCAGGCUCCCGUCAUACAGCAGGUUUUGGCUCCUAUCCCCGGAGGGAUUCCACCCCAGACAGGAGUGAUCAUCCAACCUCAACAGAUCUUAUUUACGGGAAACAAGACGCAAGUGAUCCCCACGACGGUGGCCACUCCCACCCCAGCCCAAGCACAGAUCACUGCAACCGGGCAGCAGCAACCCCAACAGCAGCCUGCACAACCACAGGCUCCAUUGGUGCUACAAGUAGAUGGGGCUGGGGACACGUCCUCUGAAGAAGAUGAGGAUGAGGAGGAAGAUUACGAUGAUGAUGAAGAGGAAGACAAAGAAAAGGAUGGGGGAGAGGAUGGGCAAGUUGAAGAGGAGCCCCUUAAUAGUGAAGAUGAUGUGAGUGAUGAGGAAGGACAAGAACUGUUCGACACAGAAAAUGUUGUGGUGUGCCAAUAUGAUAAGAUACACAGAAGUAAAAACAAAUGGAAGUUUCAUCUUAAGGAUGGCAUUAUGAAUCUUAACGGAAGAGAUUAUGUAUUUUCCAAAGCCAUCGGUGAUGCCGAAUGGUGAAAGCUUUUUUUUCCUCUUUUUUAAAUAAAGCAAAAACUUAAAAAAAAGACGCCGGACAGGUUGAAAAAUGGGACAUAUAUUUCAACCAAAAUUUUCUUCUGCAUGUCAGAAAAGUAUGGUAGAAGCAAAGCUACUGGAACAAAGGUAGAGCGUGACACCACAGACACUACUACGUCAAGUGAGCAAGCCAUGGGAGUAGAACACCUAGCAGUGUCAGGGAGUUGGUUUUCUGUGUUUUGGGAGGACCAUAAUCAUUCAUUGUGCAUACAAGUCCCUAUUAGCAUGUAAGGCUUUGUCUCUCUCCUCUAUGCCCUCCCCCCCCCCCCCAUCUUGGUUUAAGGCUUGAAAAGAUUUGUCAACCAAUUGGACCUCACCCUCUGACUGAUCUGAAACUGAUGAUUCAGACUCACAAGAUUGAAAUUGUGUGGGGGGGCAUUUUGCAGGAAGGUUAGAACUGUGAAUUCAAAAAAUGAACUUGCAUUAAGGAAAAGAUUUAUAAUCCUACUCUGAUGGAUCUUAAUUUUACCACCUUUCUCCCUUCCCUGUCCCAUUUCUGUUUGUUCCUGGCCUCUAUUUACCAAACAGACUUAUAAUCAGUGAUUCUAGUCUGCUUUUGAAAUAAUUUUUGACAAAGUAGUAGAUAUUUACCUUUUAAGUUUUUUUUAAAACCCACGAGUCUUUCCUGAAAUUGUCACAGUUGAGAUGAUUCAUAGUAGCCUCUGUUACCCUAAAUGAGGACUGUAAUUCUCUAUGCUCCUUGCUUCCCCUCUUCUCUCCUCUCCUCUCCCUCCAACCCCCCCCCCCCCCCCCCAUCCCCACUUUAAGCCAAAGCGUGGGCACUCAGGAACACAGUUUUGUCUCAAAGGACACCACCACCUGAUGGAAAUUGUACAUUCUCACCGACACCUGUAUACGUUCCUACCAUCACAUUGAAAUGUGUCUUCAGAAUUCCCUUCAGCUCAACAAGAUGCUUCAUUUAGUUUCAUUGCCAGGGCGGAAUGAGGGAACUGUGUAAUUUCCAAGCAGCAAUUUCUUGGACUUUUAAGUGGUGAAUACAAAGACUUGCCAUUGCAACAAACAAAACUCAAAUCGUCAGGCUGAAUCAAACCAAGUUUAACUUCUGGGAGAAUGACCCGAAAGUUUGAAGUGUUAAAAGAUUUUGCCUUUGAAGGUAAAUGUACUUCUCGUUCUCAUGCUGGUCACAUCUUCAGACCCGACCAUCAGCAAGGCAGCCACGGGACCCCUGUGCGCUCCACAGGACGAAGGUGCGGAAAAGGUGAUAGCCAACCAGAUACAGACUCCAGGAGCCUCUCGGGAACAUUUUGGGAGCUUGACGCUUGCUACCUUGUCAGCUGAUGGGUAAAGAGAACCUUUGGAAAGGCAAUUCAAGUAUAAUUGGGAGAGAACCUAAAGGACACUACUUUUGGUCUUUGGAGUGUUAAAAAAAAUUUUUUGUGUUGUCACUUGAAACAUCGGAUUAUCUUUACAAACUGCUUUCCGCCCCCCCCCCCCCCCCCCACCAUCCUCUCUUAUCCCGGUCUUCCUUUUACUCGUCUCAGUAUACUUGCAGCAGUAGCUUGCAUAAAACUUCACAGUACGUUACAAGGAAGAAUACUGUGAUGAGUGUCACGUAGCUUUUUUACACCAGUUAUAGCGCUAAGACUAUACACCAGAGGAGCCUACUGAUAAAAAUUUGUUAGAACACAUCCUGUCCCUUGUGUAUAUGUCGGCUUCUUCAUGACAAUGUUGGCUUCCAGUCCCACUUGGGAGUUAUGCUUUUUGACUUAAGGGUCUGGAGUUAAGGGUUUUCGUUCGUUUUUUUUUUUUUUUUGACUGUCAACAUGGUAUUUUCUUGAUUUUUUUGGGGGCGGGGGGAGGGAGUGAGGGAGUAGUGGGGGAAGAAUCCUUUCCUUAGUGUUUUUUAAUGUAUACCACUACGCUCAAAGCACACGCAGCUUCAAAUGAGAUCAGUUCCCCGUCGCCAAAACCGAAACUAGUUGUUUUUCAGCAAGUCCGUGGAUAGUGAAGGUGCCUACUUAGUAUAUCGUAGGUGUCUAUUCAAAAAGUGAAUUAGGGACCCACCUGGAGAAAUCUGGUAAUGCUGCACAGUUGAACCAGUGAAACCUUUUAGACACAUAACUUUUCAGCUACUGGAACCCAGAUGACGAUACAAGCUAUUAAUCUCUUCUGUCUUGCUCGAUUCCUUCAUGUAGACCAACUCCCUUCAUGAUGGUUAUAGUAGUAUUGUAUUCAGGCCUUUCUAAAGUUUAUUUAUUUUACGAUAUGAGUAACCACUGCUUUUCCAGGUGACUCUCCAGGGUCAUUUUUAAGCAGGCUAAUAGUAACCAUUUAUUAAUGCACCUGGUGUCUUGCAAAAUAUUGAUGGCAUGCUUGGCAAAUGAAGGGAUUUUUGUUGUUGAAAUACCUGUGAAAUUUUGAUGAGCCAGUCAAACAUACAUACCCAAUUGUGCUCUUUUGCUACAUCGUGUUCCUUUUUAAUUGAAAAGCAUGUUUUAAUUUCAUUUUAUUGUAGUGGCUUGCUGUAAGAAUGUAGCUUGCUUGCUUUUUAUUGUACUUGAAUUAUAAUCAUGGUUUUAGCAGGUUAAUUGAACAGGUCAUUUCCUUAGGUUCCAUAUGAAUGGUCAUUCUUUUUGAGGGCAAAAUUCCCCACAGGUAGUGUGUUUAAAAUUAAAUGUAACCUGAAUUUAUUUGAAAUAGUGCAGUAUUAAUAGUAUGAAAACAAGUAAAGGUUUCAAAGAAUUUGUGUUCAGAUUUGCACAGACAAUAACAGAGCACCUUGAACUUUCAAUCUGGAAAAUACCGGGGAAUGACUUUAAAACUCAUCAAAGCUAAUGGAAAUUAUAUAUGGCAUCUGGGUGUGGUUUGAAAAAUUGUGCCUUGCAAUGUGGAUAUUUUGGGGGUGGGAGAUGCAUCCUUAGACCUAUCUGGUCAUUUGGAUCCUAAGACCACAGUUUUGUGGAGUUAAAACUCAGAAUCUCAUAAUGGGCAGUUGGGGGAAUUCACAAAGGCUUGUGCUGAUAAGCGUCUAACGAAUCAAAUGAUUAACUUCUGCAAAGGAGAGUCUGCCCAUUGGACAACUGAACGUCAAACGUUUAUGUUGUUUUCUCUUGUGGGUGAGCAGUCAGCUGUGGUGCUGCAUCUACCCCUUGUGUGGAAAUCACUAGCCACUUUGACACCUGAAGUUCCUUUCCAAGCGUAGCUUCACAAAUGUCGGUGCCUCACAUUCUAGGAGCAGCAUGGCUUCGAUAUUCACGGUUCUCAGAAAACAGACGGCCGACAGCUUCUGUACAUGUGUCUCAGUGUUCGCCGCAGCAUAAGAUGAAAAUCCAUUAUAGGCCCUUUUUUAUGUUUUGCCUCCUUUUUCGAAAAGAAAUGUGACAUAAUUGCCCAAUAGCAAUAAUAUCACCAUCAAACACCCCACAGGAGAAAUGCUUAAAAAUCCCAGUGAGCAAUGCCAUUUUUCUCUGGGAGUUCCCUUUUAAUAUUUGGUAACUUCUUUCACUUGUAAAUGUGGCUUCACUUUUUCAGAACGUGAGAGUUCAGACCUCUGACAUGGACUUUUAUUUUAUGUGUCCUUUUUUUUUUUGUAUGUGUUUCCAAUCUAUUAUAGGCCUUCCAUGUCCUCUUCUGCUUUCUCAAAUCUUGAUCAAAUUUAAUGUGCAGUUUCCUCAUUGAUGAGUCCACUCUUGAGUUGAGCGAUUUAUGCCUGACCUCCCAAUGAAGGGGAGGGCUCCUUGUUUUCUCUUUUAAAAAACAAAAAACUUUUUUUUUUUUUUUGGCCAAUAGUGAAUUCAGAAACACAAUCUUAGCUUACCCAUUGUGCAAAAUAAAGGCUUUUUUUCUUUUUUUUUUUUUUUUAACAGGAAGAAGUAAUUUUGGAGUAGCUCCAUGUGCAGCCCCUAAGGCUUCAGUCUCCCCAGUGUGUAUUGGGUUACAGUUUGAGGGGCGGGGGGAGGGGGCGCUAUCCAUUUUUUGCUGUUCUUCGAGUUACUCUUGUCAACUGCUGUUGUACAUAACUGUUAUGUGUAAGGGGGUAAAUAUAUUUAUUAUGUUUGUAAAAUUAAUUCUGUACAAUUGCAGAUCAAGGUUGCUCUUCUGUGAUAUACAGGAUAUUAUGUUUCAAAGGCCAUGCUUGGAAUACAAUUAGAAAACUUAGUAUUUUGAUGUACUAAGACCUAUUUUAAGUUUAAUAUUUUGCCUUUGCAAAAACUUUAAUUAAAGAUGUUAUUUAAAAAAAAA
This is a messenger RNA of Ornithorhynchus anatinus (platypus), 5482 nucleotides long. RefSeq names its product general transcription factor IIA subunit 1 (gene GTF2A1). Gene Ontology annotation, biological process: transcription initiation at RNA polymerase II promoter; transcription by RNA polymerase II. Lineage: Eukaryota; Metazoa; Chordata; Mammalia; Monotremata; Ornithorhynchidae. Gene Ontology annotation, cellular component: transcription factor TFIIA complex. The record is from RefSeq and is a predicted model, not a curated record. The transcript is spliced from 9 exons. Bases 89 to 1222 code for a protein of 377 amino acids.